Prunus armeniaca (apricot) is the source of this 408-nucleotide messenger RNA. The record is from the annotation of a GenBank genome assembly. Lineage: Eukaryota; Viridiplantae; Streptophyta; Magnoliopsida; Rosales; Rosaceae.
AUGACAGGGUGCCAAAGGCAUCGCUUGUCAGAUGAUGACGGGAUGCCGAAGGCAUCGCUCUCGUCUAAUGAUGACAGGGUGCCGAAGGCAUCGCUAUGUCAAAUGAUGACGGGAUGCCGAAGGCAUCGCUCUCGUUGGAUGAUGGCAGGGUGCCGAAGGCAUCUCUCUUGUCAAAUGAUGACAGGGUGCCGAAGGCAACGCUUGUCAGAUGAUGACGGGAUGCCGAAGGCAUCGCUCUCGUCGGAUGAUGAUAGGGUGCCGAAGGAGUCGCUCUCGUCGGAUGAUGACAGGGUGCCGAAGGCGUUGAUGGGGUGCCGAAGGCGUCGCUCGCGUCAGAUGAUAGCAGGGUGCCGAAGGCGUUGUUUUUGUCUAAUGAUGGAGGGGUGCGAAGGCAUCUCUCACGCCUAA